Salmo salar (Atlantic salmon) is the source of this 3844-nucleotide messenger RNA. RefSeq names its product tyrosine-protein kinase RYK. Gene Ontology annotation, biological process: axonogenesis; positive regulation of kinase activity; cell surface receptor protein tyrosine kinase signaling pathway. Gene Ontology annotation, cellular component: plasma membrane; signaling receptor complex. NCBI's taxonomy places the organism in Eukaryota, Metazoa, Chordata, Actinopteri, Salmoniformes, Salmonidae. Gene Ontology annotation, molecular function: protein kinase activity; ATP binding. The record is from RefSeq and is a predicted model, not a curated record.
CCCUCCAGUGAAAACUGAGAUUACUCGGGGAAGGAACAACAAGGACCAUGAAACGAGAAACCUGGAUGUUAUUUUUUGGGGAAAAUCUUUACUAUUUAUCUUAACGGGUUCUCAAAUUAAACAUAUCUAAGUAGGAUAAUAUACGCAAAGGAUAGUGAAUAAAGAAUUGUAUCCAAACGUUCGCAAACGUUGACAACAACAAAACUAUCCGCAUAAUUCGCAGUGUGUCCGAAGUUAGUUAGCUAGUUCUGCUAAUCAGUUAGCUAACGGUUGCUAACCAGCUAACUGACAAGAACCACGAAAAACCAGCGAGACAAGUCAACAAGUAAUAAAUGUUACCUUUAAAAAAAAAAAAGAACUUGAACUACGGAUGAUAAAUACAUCGAGGAUUUUUGGAAAUCGACUUUUUUUCCGAAAGAAGCGCAACAACUACAAGACAAGCGUAAAUGUUUGGGGAACGGGGACCGGUUGGCCGUUGUGGCAACCUCACCGUGUAUCGACGCUGGUCAAAUCCGGUUCAGUGGAGCCUGUUUUCCCUGCUGUUGGUGGAAGGGGCCGUGUGCCUAGCCAGCACUAGCACUACCCCAGCUCUGGGUAUCAACCAUCGGCCCAGUGUCAACGUUUACAUGAGUGAGGAAGAGGUCAAGAAACUUUUGGGUCUAGAUGCAGAGCUGUACUAUGUGAGGGAUGAUGUGGUGAACCACUAUGCUCUCUCCUUCAUCCUGCCUGUAUCCAGCGAGACCAACAGCCUGCACUUCACCUGGCGCUCCAAGGACAAGGUUGAUUACAGGAUGGGUUUCCAUGUAGACAACCCUGCAGCUAUGAACCAACCACAGAGCAACAUCUCUAACCAAGGGGAGGUGCCUCGCACAGCCUCAGUGUUCAGAGUGGACCUGUUCUGCUCAGGGAAGGUAGAUGGGGAAGCGGUUCUGACGGUUCAACUCAACCUCACCAUCCAUUCCAACAACUUCACAGUGCUCAACUUCAAGAGGAGGAAAAUAUGUCACAAACGAAUAGAUCCUGAUCUGAAGAUCCCUUCCGUCUCCAACAAUAAGACCGUUCAGCGGCCAGAGAAUGGAGUAUCCAUCCCCACCACGUCCACCAGGGUGUUCUAUAUCAGUGUCGGGGUGUGCUGCGCUGUCAUCUUCCUGGUAGCCAUUGUUCUGGCUGUUAUGCAUCUACACAGCAUGAAGAGAGUAGAGCUGGACGACAGUGUUUCAGACAGUGGCAGUUCCCAGGGCCUGUCCCAGCCGUCCACCCAGACCACCCAGUACCUGAGAGCUGACACACCCAACAACGCCAGUGCUGUCACCAACCAUCACCCUGGCACUGCACCCAUUCUCCAGCUUGCUGCCGCCACCUUCCCAAACCCUGGUGCCCCCGUCCAUGAAACCAAAAGCUACCCGUCCCUGCGUAUAGAGAAGAACGACCUGAGAAGCGUUAGUCUGCUGGAAGCCAAAGCCAAGGUCAAAGACAUCUCCAUCUCCAGACUGAGAGUCACUCUACGGGACGUCCUGCACGAAGGAACGUUUGGCCGCAUUUUCCAUGGUGUUCUGUUGGACGAGAAGGACCCGGCCAAGGAGAAGCAGUGCUUUGUGAAGACUGUAAAAGAGCAUGCAUCUGAGGUGCAGGUGACCAUGAUGCUUACGGAGAGCUGUAAACUACGAGGACUUCAUCACAGGAACCUGCUCCCCAUCAGUCAUGUGUGUACGGAGGAAGGAGAGAAGCCUAUGGUACUGCUGCCCUAUAUGAACUGGGGUAACCUCAAACUGUUCCUGAGACAGUGCAAGCUGGCCGAGGCCAACAACCCACAGGCCAUCUCCCAGCAGGACUUAGUCCACAUGGCAAUCCAGAUAGCAUGCGGGAUGAGCUACCUGGCCAGAAGAGAGGUCAUCCACAAAGACCUAGCCUCCAGGAACUGUGUUAUUGACAACAGCAUGCAGGUGAAGAUCUGUGACAACGCCCUGUCCAGAGACCUGUUCCCCAUGGACUACCACUGUCUGGGAGACAACGAGAACAGGCCGGUCCGCUGGAUGGCCCUGGAGAGCCUGCUCAACAAUGACUUCUCUACUGCUAGUGAUGUGUGGGCGUUUGGUGUGACCCUGUGGGAGUUGAUGACCUUGGGACAGACUCCCUACGUCGAUAUCGACCCCUUCGAGAUGGCAGCCUAUCUGAAGGAUGGAUACAGAAUAGCACAGCCAAUCAACUGUCCCGAUGAACUGUUUGCAGUGAUGGCGUGUUGCUGGGCCCUGGAUCCAGAGGAGAGGCCUAAGUUCCAGCAGUUGGUCCAGUGUCUGACGGAGUUUCAUGCGGCGUUGGGGGCGUACGUGUAAAAUCCACCCCCCAGGCUUGUGUACGGACCAGUCUGAAAGGACCAGCAGGCCCAGGAGUUACUGAACAGCACUAAUCACCAUGAGAAAUACAUUUACAAACCUUGUGCCUUAUUAAAAAGAAAGAACAGACUUUCAUCGUCAUGACAAUGUUUUGUAAAGUAUAGAUUUUUUUUUCUGUAUGUCUGUUGAAUCACAUUUCCGUUGUGUAGUCGAAGUGGAAAUAAUUGGUAUUUCUGGAGGCUUCAAGCUGUUCUCUCAGCCAAGUACCAAGGAUUCUCUUUCUGAGGUUGUCAUAUUUUCCCAGCAUGCAUCACAAGCUUCCAGAAUAAGACCUAUGAAAGAAGACCCACAAGGACGUUGCCGCCAUUUUCCUAACGAGUACACCCUGAGGACCUGUUUUUGAAGACACACCAUGCUAAUAUGUUGUUUCUACAGUUGUUUUGUUUUGUAUCUUAGAGAAUUAGAGAUGUACAUUUGUGGUUGUAGAUCUGUUUUCAGUGAGAGGUUUGACAACACACCAGAUUAAGCUUUAAUGUACAGUACAGUGGUAGGGUACCAAAAUGGACAGAGGGUCUCAAAUUGCACCCUAGUCCCUACAUAGACCUCUGGUCUAAAGUGGUGCACUAUAUAGGGAAUAGGGUGCAAUUUCGGGACUUGGAUAGAGCUUUGUCUGCGUACUAUAGAGAUGCUGUUUCUUUCUGUCAUGGUGUGGUAAACUCAUGGUAGGCUUCUCGAGGGAUCGAACGGUCAGUCGCUAAGGCCUAAGCGGAUCUAAUCUGCUGUGGACUUGUUGUGGAUAAUGACUUGUGCUGUUUGUCUCUUGUCUCGUCUGUCCUGAUCUCCACUGAAGGACCUACUGAACAUUCAUUCAUUUCCCUUUACCUUGGGAGACAUGGCAAUGAAGCGGCGUAGCUGACGAUAUUGUCGUCCCAUCCCAUGAUCCUCAGCAUCUGUUCCAAGUCAGUGUGGUGUGGACCAGCCUGGAUGCCUAUUACAGGCCUGCGACGGUACACUACAUACCCUGAAUGGACUUGCUAUAUACAAGAUUUGUGUUGUGUCUUCCACCAUCGUCCUCCUUUUGGAUGUUCACUAUCCACAACUAUCAAUUCCAAUCUCACAAAUAUCUGGGGAAGAAAUAUCUAACAAGAUUGUCAUUAUUAUUAUUCCUUGUUUUUUACUUCGAUGGUUCUGUCAGAACAAAACCCAGGUUGCCAAACACACGCUGUUUUGAGAACGAGAAAAUACGACUUUAUACUAGAACACUAAUAAUCACUGUGAAAAAUCAGAAUAACUGCCAACCCUGGCAACAUUACGGCCAAGCUCUGGUCCAAGGCGUGACGUGCUGCUUGUUCAUGCUGAGCCCUUUUACCAGAGCAAUAUCACGGCCUAAUAUUAUUUUCACAUCUAAAAUCUGUCUGAUUUUGUCUUCAAGAUCACUGCAUGUUAAAUUAAAGGGUAUUCAUUCUGUCAACUGAAAUUCAUAGAAAUUAAACGGGCUUUUCAUUUUCUUA